Molecule: messenger RNA, 1248 nt
Organism: Bursaphelenchus xylophilus (pine wood nematode)
Lineage: Eukaryota; Metazoa; Nematoda; Chromadorea; Rhabditida; Aphelenchoididae
Source: the annotation of a GenBank genome assembly
AUGGCCAUGGAUUCGAGCCUCGAGGUAACGACCAUCGAUCACAACACUCGGGUCGAUGACCUUAUUCAAAAUCAGUACUUGGCGGCUGAUCUCGAUGAAAUGAUCCAGCUUCAGAAGUUUGCGGAAAAGGUUUGUAUUCUAAAAGUCAUUGUUUACAAGUUUUAUAUUUUGAAUGAGUGACUCUCAGCUAUAAAUGAAAAUUUUCUAUUUUUUUCAGAACAAGUUUAAAGCCGAGAUUGUGUGGAGAAAUGUAAUCAUUUUCAUCGCCUUACACAUCGGUGCUCUCAUCGGCCUAUAUCAGUUCAUUUUCUUGGCGAAAUGGCAGACUAUGGUGUUUAGUAAGUUCAUCAGUUUGUUUAUUUGCAUAUACGAACAGGACGUUUUAAAUCUCAAUUUCGUAUUUUAGCGGUCCUUCUCUACAUAAUCAGCGGAAUGGGAAUCACCGUGGGAGCACACAGACUCUGGGCCCACAAGAGUUACAAGGCCGCAACUCCCCUUCAGUUUAUUCUCAUGGUGGCCAACACCAUCGCCUUCCAGAAUGAUGCUAUUGAAUGGUCAAGAGAUCACAGAUGUCAUCACAAAUGGACUGACACUGAUGCCGACCCACACAACACUCGUCGCGGAUUCUUUUUCUCUCAUAUGGGAUGGCUGUUGAUGAGAAAACACCCAAAGAUUAAGGAGAUGGGAGCCAAAUUAGACCUCUCGGACCUCUACGCUAAUCCAAUCUUGGCGUUCCAGAAGAGGUAGGUUGAGUAAUGGCGAGACUUUUUCGUGUUAAUACAAUUACAAUGUUGUCUAAACUGGUGCAUUAUUUUCAGACAUUUCCUGACUCUGGCAUUCUUGUUCUCCGGCUUGAUCCCCACUGCCUUGCCUGUGUACUUCUGGAAGGAGAAGGUCUAUGUCGCGUUCUAUUGCGCAGUAGUCCUCCGUUAUUGCUGGACCUUACACGUGACCUGGUUCAUAAAUUCCGUGGCGCACUUGUUUGGUUAUAAACCUUACGACAGGAACAUCACCGCAGUCGAAAGUGUGUGGACUUCCGUAACAGCUUUGGGAGAAGGAGGCCACAAUUAUCAUCACACCUUCCCCCAGGAUUAUAGAGCUUCCGAAAUGUCAUAUCUCUUCAAUUGGAGUAGAUUCGUGAUCGAUUUUUUCGCGAGGAUAGGAUGGGCUUAUGAUCUGAAGGUGGUGGAUGAACAAACGGUCACUAGGCAGAUCGAGAAAUAUGGUGAAGGCAGGAAGACCAUGUAA